This is a messenger RNA of Dicrocoelium dendriticum, 639 nucleotides long. NCBI's taxonomy places the organism in Eukaryota, Metazoa, Platyhelminthes, Trematoda, Plagiorchiida, Dicrocoeliidae. The record is from the annotation of a GenBank genome assembly.
AUGUUGGCAGAUGCGGCUUUCCUUUAUAUUUUAUUAAGGGCUUCGGUCUCCACUUUCUCAGUGCGCCGGGAAGCUUGUCAUGGAUGGUUCAGGCUGUUGUUUUCACUUUAUUUCGUCUUUUUUGCAUCCAACUUUCGUUCUUUAGAAUUCGUCGCCAGUCUUUUGGAUGCACUGCCUGCAAAAUCCUCUUCCGCUUGGAUUGGCCUCCGACGCAACUUGUCGGACGAAUCGCCUCAGUUUCAUUGGGCAGACACCGACAAGGUAGAAUUCCUUCGGCCAGUUUAUCAUGCGCAGAAUGUGCCCGUGAUUCACCUAGCGCACAUUGGGAACGCUUCAACCAGCGAUAUCGAUUUGACGCUCCUACCUCAAUUGUGUACCGCUCUGUAUCGAUCCACCUAUCCUCGCCUCAAUGGUUUGUGGCUUCAAUGGUCCUGCGAAGAGGCCAUUCUGCUUCCCAGUAUUUGCCAAGCAGUUCCCCCAGCAGGCAUGGAUUGGGACAACGUUGUGCGGAAUACUGGAUCUUAUGAAUGUCCGACCGGAUUCUAUCUGGGGACCACUGGUCUAUCUGCGUCCGCUGCCAGUCUGACUGGUCCCGUGUGCUACCGGCUUCUCAGUGCGACGGUGACAUUUGAUUGGAAG